AUAUCCUAGAGCACUAAUUACUUACAUGGAGUAAUUAGGAAUAUAGCGAGGAGCGUUUUGUAGCUUUCUCCAACCCGCUGAGAAUAACUUGCCUGUCUUAGCGGAAAAAAAAACAUGAAGAACUAUUUUGUUUUAGUAGCUAUUGCCGCAAUCUUCUGUGGUGCUAAGGGAGGCCUUCUAGAUGAUGAAGCGAAAAUUCUUACUGAUUUCAAACAGAAAUACAACAACAGUCAGUCCGACAUAAUUUUCCUUAUGGAUGUUUCUGGCAGUGUGAGUAACUACGGCUUCACAUCCGAGAAGAUGUUCGUCGAAAACAUGCUGAACGAGUUCAGCGUGGCCCCUUACUCCACACGUGUAGCAGUUAUCACGUUCGGGGCGCAAGUAAAAACCGACAUCAACUACAUUGACAUCGACCCAACAUCAACAACACAUCAAAAAUGUGAAUUUAAGCCUAGGUUUGAAUAUAACGUUGUCCAUCGCCAUGGAUAUGCCACAAACAUGAGAGACGCCUUUCAGCGAAGCUCGGACCUUUUACAAACCGCUAUUAACAACAACCAUCGGAGAAGUAGCAUCCAUACAGUGGCCAUAAUGAUCACGGAUGGAUACUGGAACAUGGGAGACCCUAGGGCCAAUGCCAACACACUGAAGAGUACGUAUGGUGUAGAUGUUAUUACUGUCGGGGUUGACGGCUACAGUCAAUGGCAGCUCGAGGCACUAGCAACUUCAAAAGACCAUGUCCUCAAAUACGCAACCUUCACGAAGUUCAGGGAACUUGCAUUGUACAUUCGGGGAGAUGCUCACGACAAGACAUUUAUGGAAGUGGCCAGCAGCACGUGUAACUCGGGAAAUGGCUGUGAUUCAGAGGCUUUCUGUGCCUGCGGAACAGUCAGCGCGGUGUACCAAUGCGUCUGCAAGCAAGGCCAUUAUGGCGCUGGGAUUCCGGGAUACUGUUAUCCUUGUCUUCGAGGAACCUACAAACAAUGGGCUACCCCGAGUCAGUGUCUACCAUGCCCAGCCCAUUCCACCACGGACUCCACAGGCAGCAUUCUGAAAAGCCAAUGUAAAUGCUUUCAAGGUUACGAAGGAGAUCCUUCAAAAGACAUUGCUUGCACAGCUGUUCAAUGCGAGCAACUUAGUGCACCUUCCAAUGGCUUCUUUAAGGCAGCCUGUGAUAAAGUAUACAAUAGUGUUUGUGAAUUUGAUUGCAAUACUGGUUACAAUCUGGUGGGCUCAAGUUCGCGCAGAUGUCAGAGCGACAAGACUUGGAGUGGCACGGCAGUACAAUGCAACAUUAUCACUUGCUCACCUCUGCCACUACAAGCUCAUGGCACCAAGACUUGCUCUGGAAAUGGAUAUGAGUACGGUAAUACUUGUAACUUUGCAUGUGAUGUGGGAUACGAACGGAGUGGAAGCGCUACGAGAACUUGUCAAGCCGACGGACAAUGGUCAGGAACGCAAACAACUUGUGAAGCUCGCAAGUGUCCAGCGCUACGACAACUGGCUUUUGGUUCGACAGAACCAGUGGAAUGCGUGCAAACACCACAGGUCUACCAACAAGGAUGCAUCUUGAGAUGUUACACUGGUUAUGUUAUGGUAGGAGACAGUCCAUUGACUUGUGGUGCAGAUGGCAAUUGGAUUGGAACCUUUCCCGUCUGUGAAGACCAGCAGCCUCCAACCAUUACUUGUCCGCCAGACUCAAGUAAUGGCACAGAUCCCGAGCGUCCAACUAGGACAGUAGCCUGGAACGACCCUGUUGUUAGUGACAAUUCAAUGUUGCACGACCCCAAUGCUGCCCCGACGGUUGUCAGAUCUCCGAGUCACAUCACAUCUCCCUACGACUUUCCCGUCGGCGUAACUCGCAUUACCUAUACUGCCACCGACCGGAGCAAUCACUCUAGUUCAUGCGUUUUCACAGUCACUGUUGUUGACAACGAGCCUCCUAUUCUCUACUGUCCACAAAACCAAGAGGUCAAGAAACAGAGUGACAACCCAACCAUUAAAGUCUACUGGCAACCUCCGACAUACAGAGACAAUUCCGGCCAGCCGGUCACCAUUUUCACUGAGUCCAUUAACGGUUCUGAUUUUAGAACUGGAUCGUAUACGAUUCAAUACGAAGCUACAGAUCAAGUGGGAAAUAAAGCGACGUGUACUUUUGUCAUCGUCGUUUCUUCUGUCAAAUGCAAACCCUAUGAUCCACCAAUCAACGGACUGAUUUCGUGCUCAGAGAUUUUUGGCGGAGAAUCGUGCACUCCUCAGUGUACUAGCACAAAAGAAUUUGCACGAAUUCCCGCACAAUUUUACGUCUGUCAGCCGACUGGUACUUGGUACGUCUGGGAUAUCCGUCCGACCGUGUCACAGGAAAUGCCAUGGCCAGACUGCACAGAGGAGUACGUUCCUGGCGCAGCACGUAAGGGCAUGGAGUGGCAAUAUUUUGUUGGAGACUGUUCGGAUCCCGCGGUACAGCUGCAAGCCAAGAAUAAUUUCAUUAUUGGAUUUAACGAAGUCUUUGGAGCGGGCGAUCCCGAGUUUUGCCAAAAGGAAAAAAUCUGUGAACUGGAUAAUAUCGUAAUCACUUGUGGCAAGACCCAAAGAAGAAAGCGACGAAAUGCGCAAUCUGUCAUUACCAUCACAUUGGAUGUGUCGGUUAUUACACAAAACGAUGACUUUGCUCAAGCCAAGAGCUCGUUGGAGGGUAACGUGACUGUUGCAAAGGGCGCUCCAACAAUGAAAACUAUCCAAGUUUCCAACUCAGAGACCAUGAGUUUGAACACCGUAUAUGAAACCCCUACUAUUGGCGUGUGCGUCGAUGGAAGCGUUUAUGGACUUAACCAGGACGUGGGUCACAGUCAGAAAUGCCAAAACUGUCCAUCUGGAACAUUCUUUGACACCGUCUCUGGAAACUGCACGGAUUGCCCACUAAAUCAGUACAACGGUGGCACUGGUAAAGUAGGCCAGUGCACAGUUUGUCCAGAGAAGACCUAUACUAUUGCUGUGGGCAGCAAAAACAUUACGCAAUGUUUAGCUGCGUGUCAAGCGGGCGAAUUUUCACCAACCGGUCUCGCCAAUUGUGAACCGUGCCCCGUCAAUACUUACCAGUCUCUUUUACGCCAAACCUCGUGUAUUCAAUGUCCCGGAUCAUCGGUAACCUUAGGAGAAGGCACCAAAUCAAUCAGUGGAUGUGGAAUGCCGUGUGCCCCAGGAACAUAUUCUCAGACCGGCGUGGAACCCUGCCUUCCCUGCGCUCGAGGAACGUAUCAGUCGGCAAAGAAGCAAACAUCCUGCCUACGCUGCGAUGGUAGCAAAUCAACUUACGGAGAGGGCGCCUCGUCUACGAGCCAGUGUGUCGACAUCGCGAGUUGCGCAUCAAACCCCUGCAACAACGACGCCGUGUGCGUUGAGGACGCAGAUGGCUACAAAUGCGUGUGCCAGCCAGGAUUUACUGGACCUAACUGCGAGAUAGAUGAGGAUGAAUGUGUAUCAAGCCCGUGUGCUAAAGGAGCAACCUGUGUUGAUAAGGUGAAUGGGUAUGUUUGCUUGUGCCCACCAGACUAUAGUGGGAUACAUUGUGACGUAAAAACGAGCAGCUGCAACAGUAACAAGUGUGCUAGUGGCUCAACCUGCGUCAAUUCACCAGAUGGACACGACUGCGUUUGUCCCGACGGAUACGAAGGGCAGUUCUGUGAGACUAAAAUCAACGACUGUAAAACUUCACCUUGCCUUAAUGGUGGAACAUGUUUGAACGAGGUCCAAGCAUUCAGGUGCGUCUGCAAGACAGGUUUCAGCGGUAAUCUGUGCGAAAAGAAAGACAACGCCUGUCUCCCAGACUCCUGCCUGAACGGCGCAACUUGCCAGGAAACUAGUUAUGGUCACGAAUGUAGUUGUGCGGCAGGUUUUGAAGGCUCAACAUGCGAAAUCAACAUCAAUGAAUGCUCCAGCACGCCUUGCCAGAACAACGGACUCUGUGUCGACCAGACGAAUGGCUAUAAAUGCUACUGUAAGCCUUCCUUUAAAGGCACAAACUGCGAGACAGAAAUUUCCACUGAUUUUGACAUGGAGUUUAAUAGAGAACUGGGUCGAGGAACGUCCAUUGUGGAGAUGCGUCAAGAGUUAAGAGCAGUUACUGUGGCUUUCUGGAUGAAGGUUGCUCAGAACCAGCUAGAUCCGGGAACGCCCAUCUCGUACGCUGUACAAGAAGGAGCCACCGUUCAGGACAAUGCCUUUGUAAUUCACGACUACAAUGGGUUUAACAUUUGGGUCAAUGGACAAAAGGCUGCGACAAACGUAGCGGCAAAUGAUGGCCAGUGGCAUCACAUGGCAUUCACAUGGCUGAGUUCAACAGGAGCGUGGAAAGUGUACAAGGACGGAAGCAAAGUCAGAGAAAACAAUGUUGCCAACGAUGUAUUUCAAAAGGGGCAGGUCAUUGCAUCGGGAGGAUUCUACGUCCUUGGACAAGAACAAGAUGAACUUGCUGCAAACUUUAGCGCCAAUGAAGCGUUCAUUGGUCAAAUGAGCCAGCUGAAUAUUUGGAGUUACGAGCUUCCUGCUUCAGAUAUCGCUGACAUGGGAAGACAUGCUGAAAACUUUAUUGGAAAUGUUAUUGGAUGGUCUGACUUCUACGAUCCUGCAGAUGCCGGUAUAAAGAAGAUUGAACCGUCCGUGGCGCGAACUGAGAACAAAUGUUGGACGAACUGGCUAAACAAAGACUCCCCAGGAACUGGUGAUGGAGAUGCGGAAACUCGUGCGGGCGCCUGCGCGGGACCGGGUUUUUACGAUUGUCAGGAUAUUGAAGGAAGAUCGAUGCCUGACCUUGAGCUGAAUUUGACAAGCACGUGCUCAGAUAGUGGAAUCACGUGUUUGAAUAGCGAUCAAAGAACGGGAAGAAGCUGUCCUGAUUUUAAAGUUCGUUAUGUUUGCACGUGCCCAGCAAACAGCGCUUGUAGCAGUAACCCAUGUGGAGCCCAUGGCACAUGCGUGACUCUUCCAGUUGGUUACAAGUGUACCUGCAACAAAGGAUACGAAGGUCGUCAUUGCGACACAGCGUUGAAGUGUCCGUGCCCAGGUAAAAUAGCGCAUGGCAAAUACGGUGGUAGCCGAGCUCUUGGGGGCAAGAUGACUAUAUACUGUGACUCUGGAUAUGAGGCUAGCUCAACAGCAACCCUGAACUGUGUUGAUGGAAAAUGGGAUGCGCCUGUUCCACAAUGCAUAGACGUAGAUGAAUGUAGCACAGGGAAAGCAAACUGCGGACAGACAUGCAUCAACACUGAUGGAGGUUAUAAAUGUGACUGUCAGGCGGGAUAUUCAGUCAAUAACGACGGAACCUGUUCAGACAUCGACGAAUGCAGCUCGAACAACGGAAACUGCCAGCAAAGUUGUCAUAACAGUGUGGGUAGCUACCGCUGUACCUGUGCAUCAGGGUACACAUUAAUGGCGGAUGGUCGAUCUUGUGCGGAUGACGACGAGUGUUCCAGUAAUAGCGGAUUAGGACCCUGCGAACAGAUUUGUGUGAACACGCUCUUAGGACAUGAGUGUCUGUGCCGACCAGGGUAUAACCUAAACGGUGAUGGAAAAACGUGUUCAGCGAGUUCUUGCCCAGCGAUUGCGAGUUUCAGCAAUGGAAAACUUGAUCCUGCCAGCCCCGCAACAACCGUAGACAGCAGUGUGAAAUUUGAGUGUAACGUGGGUUACAUCCUAAGAGGAGCUUCUGCAAGAACUUGUUUGGCUGAUGGUACCUGGUCUGGCAAAGAGCCUCGUUGUGAUUUGGUAAACUGCAUCAUUCCUGGUGAACUGCAAGACGGAACACGAAGCACUGCAGCGAAUUCUUACAACACUGUUGUGACUUACGCGUGUAAUUCCGGAUUCAGUUUAGUUGGAUUAGCAACAAGGACUUGUCAGGCUGAUGGGACCUGGAGCGGAGAGCAUCCUCGCUGCAUAGCUGCUGACUGCCCCGAGCCCGCAGUGCCGACUAAUGGUAAGCUGAUUGGCCUUCAAAGGAAAAAUGGUGACACGAUCAGAUAUGAAUGUGAUGUUGGUUAUAAGAUGGUUGGACAAUCUUACGCCAUUUGUCAAGGAGGGGCUUGGAACUCGCCUACGCCUUCAUGUAACUUGGUCAAUUGCGGUGCUCCUCCGGCAAUAGCAAAUGGACAAAUAUCUGGUUCAGACUACUCGUAUGAUGCCAAAGUAACAUACUCGUGCAAUGCCGCAAACUUCAAGCUGUCGGGAUCACAAGAGAGAACAUGUCAGGCCGAUGGCACAUGGAGUGGAACUCAACCUGCUUGUCUUGAGAAUUCCUGUGGCAAUCCGGGUACACCUGCAAAUGGAAUCAAGGUCGGUGAGAGCUACAAGUACCACGAUGUUGUUUCCUUCCAGUGCAAUGAGGGGUACAAUCUUAUUGGCUCCAGCACCAGAACGUGUCAAACAGACAAUAACUGGGACGGAACACAACCAACUUGCCAACUUGUCGACUGCGGCGAUCCCGGCACCCCUGCAAAUGGGGAGAGACUAGGAUCAGAUUUCACUUAUGGAAAGACUAUCGUCUACGACUGUAACCCAGGCUACCAGCUGUCUGGUUCGAGGGAACGAACGUGCCAACUGGACGGAAAAUGGUCGGGGUCUAUAGCCACUUGCGUUGUGUCAUCUUGCGGAGCCAGUCUUGUUGGUCCCUCUGGCAGCUUCAGCUCUCCAAACAACCCAAACAGCUAUCCCGAUAAUGCUUACUGCCGCUGGAAGAUUAGUGUGCCGUCUGGAAAGAAGGUCAUGGUCACAUUCAACUCCUUCAAGACACAGAAGGACAAGGACAUUGUGGAGAUCUAUGAUGGCGUCUCCCAACAGCUCAUAACCAAAUUAUCUGGAGUUCACACCAAGGCGAUUGCCUUCACAUCUGAAAAUAAUGCGAUUGAUAUUCGGUUUAUCUCUGACGGUAGUGAGAGUUCGGAAGGAUUUUCUGCAUCGUACACUCAAGUCACCUGCGGUGGUAUCCUUACUGAUCUGGAACAAACCGUGAUGUCACCCAACUAUCCCAGUAACUAUCCCAACAGUAUCACGUGCGUGUGGUCCCUCAACAUUGGCAAAGCCUUCCAGCUUGAGUUCGACGCAUUCCACACCGACCCGGGCUAUGAUCUCCUGAGGGGAUUCUCGUCACUAAGCUCCUUUACCCGUAAGUAAAAUACCGACCCCAGUAUCACGGAGGGUGGAAAUAAGGGUGAUAUGGUGAGAGAAAAGGGAGGUGUAAAAUACGAGAAUAUGGGAACUAGCUGAGAUGGAGUGCUUUAAAGAUGACGGCAAAGAAAU
Orbicella faveolata is the source of this 7287-nucleotide messenger RNA. RefSeq names its product sushi, von Willebrand factor type A, EGF and pentraxin domain-containing protein 1-like. The record is from RefSeq and is a predicted model, not a curated record. NCBI's taxonomy places the organism in Eukaryota, Metazoa, Cnidaria, Anthozoa, Scleractinia, Merulinidae. Gene Ontology annotation, molecular function: calcium ion binding.